Messenger RNA from Anopheles cruzii, 1242 nucleotides. RefSeq names its product fork head domain-containing protein FD4-like. The coding region runs from base 1 to 1242 and encodes 413 amino acids. NCBI's taxonomy places the organism in Eukaryota, Metazoa, Arthropoda, Insecta, Diptera, Culicidae. Gene Ontology annotation, molecular function: RNA polymerase II cis-regulatory region sequence-specific DNA binding; DNA-binding transcription factor activity, RNA polymerase II-specific. Gene Ontology annotation, biological process: regulation of transcription by RNA polymerase II; anatomical structure morphogenesis; cell differentiation. The transcript has a single exon. The record is from RefSeq and is a predicted model, not a curated record.
AUGCCACGACCCUCGCGGGACACUUACGGCGACCAGAAACCUCCGUACUCGUACAUUUCGCUCACGGCGAUGGCGAUCUGGUCGUCGCCGGACAAGAUGCUGCCACUGAGCGACAUCUACAAGUUCAUCACCGAUCGGUUCCCGUACUACCGCAAAAACACGCAACGCUGGCAGAACUCGCUCCGGCACAAUCUGAGCUUCAACGAUUGUUUCAUCAAAGUUCCGAGGCGACCGGAUCGGCCCGGGAAGGGGGCUUACUGGGCGCUGCACCCGCAGGCGUUCGACAUGUUCGAAAACGGCAGCCUGCUGCGGCGCCGGAAGCGCUUCAAGUUGCACAAAACCGACAAGGACAUCCUGAACGAGGAGCUGGCCGCAUUGGCCAACAUUAAUCGCAUCUUUCUCGCCCAAAACUCGGCGGACGCGUACUGUCCGGGAACCGCGGCGGUGGCCGCCGCCGCCACCAUGCUACCCGGGGAGUCCCACCCCGCGAGUAUGUUGCAUUCCCCGAAGCCACACUCGCCACUUCCGGCACCCGGCCCGAACUCGCCCACGACGGAAACGACGGCGACCGCCACCAGGAAGCCUUUGCGUCCGAAGCGCUCGUUUACCAUCGAGAGCCUCAUCACACCGGAGCAGGACGACGAAGAGGAGAUCGAAGUGCGCAUCGAACGGGAGGGCAGCCGAUCGCCGCCCAGACCGAAGGGAUCGAGCGAUCGAUCCUUGCUCCCGGACCCGGAUCGGUUGCCAGCGUCGCUGCUGUCGCUGGCUACCGGCCAUCCUGCGUCGCACCACCUGCAUCCUGUCCACCACCACCACCACCCGGCCUUCCACCAGCACGCGGCGGCCCUACCACCGGCCACCUCCCUGCCGGGUGCCAACAUUCCACCGUUCCUGCAGUACGCUGCCCACCCGGCGCUGGCCGGGUACGAGCUGCCCUUCCACCCGCUCCUCAUGAUGGCCCCCCUGGGGGCGAUUCCUCCGCACUACUUUCACCACACCUCCUACCACAGUCUGGCGGCCGCACAUCAUCACCAUCAGCAUCACCUCCAGCAGCAGCAGCAGCAGCAGCAACUUCACCAUCACCAUCACCCGUUGCACCACCACGGAGAGUCGGGCGGUGGCGCGGAGUCCGGUUCUGGCGGCCGGUCACCCACCGGAUCGACCACCGGGCCCGACAGCCCCCGAUCCGGAGGACCCACCGAUCUCAGUCGGCCCCUGGGACCGGCUCUACGCAGCGUUUGA